AUGCCAGUGUUGCAAAGAGAUGAAUCCUUGGAGCUUAUACAGGCCUGCAGCUCUCUUGCCAAGGCUAGGGAAAUUCACUCCCAAGUUACUGUUUCCCUAACAAACGUCUGCAGAGAUGUUUUCUUGUGUAACAAGCUCAUUGAGAUGUAUGGCAAGUGUGGGAGUGCUGGAGACGCGCGCAAUGUGUUUGAUUCCAUGGACGGGAUUAGAGAUUCUUUCUCGUGGGUGCUCAUGCAGGUCGCAUAUUCCCAGAACGGGUAUCUUGCAGAUGCCAAGUGGGCGUUCGACAUCAUGCCACUGCGGAAUCUCGUGUCGUGGGGCGUUAUGAUGUCGGCAUAUUCCCAGCAUGGGUAUUUGGAGGAGGCAAAGGGUCUGUUCGAUUCAGUGCCACAGAGGAAUAUUGUUCUGUGGAACACGAUGCUUUUUGCAUAUUCUCGUCACGGGCAUCUCGAGGAGGCGAGAUAUGUGUUUGACACAAUGCCCGUGCGAGAUACCUUUUCCUGGACCUCGAUGCUUGUUGGAUAUUCCCACGGAGGCUACCUCGACGAAGCAAAGAGUAUCUACAGCGAGAUGCCACAGACGACUUUAGUCUGCUGUAAUGCCAUGCUGGCAGCAUUUGCCCGGGAAGGCCACGUGGAAGAAUGCAACUGGUGUUUCAGCCACAUGCCAGAGGCAAACAUGGUGACGUGGAACUCCAUGCUGGCGGCAUAUGCCCAAGCGGGGCACCUUGCGGAGGCUAAGCAUCUUUACGAUGCUGUCCCUGAACUUGACCGAUUCUCGUGCACGGCAUUGGUUGCGAUGUACGGACAAGCGCGUCAGCUGGAGGAAGCAAAGGAUGUAUUCGACACAAUGUCGCAGCGUGACGUGGUGACAUGGAAUGCCCUUCUCGCAGCAUAUACCGGGUCAGGCUAUCUUGAUGAUGCCAAGCGUUUGUUUAGAAAUAUGCCGGAGAGGAGCGUUGUGUCUUGCAACUGUAUGAUCUGGGCCCACACGCAGGACGGUGAUUUGGAGAACGCAAGGUUUAUCUUUGAUAAGAUGCCCGUUCGAAGCCUUGUAACGUGGAACUGUCUAGUGCUGGCAUAUGCCCAAAAGGGGCAUCUGCGAAAUUCCGUAAUGGUCUUUGAUACCAUGCCUAGCCACAGCUGCAUCUCGUGGAGCGCUCUAGUUUCGUCUUACUGGCAAGCCGGUUGUUUUGGCGAUGUAAUAUGUGUGUUUAACUCCAUGACCACUGUGGAGACACCAGACGAGAUAUGCUUCGCAAUGGUAUUGUUUUCUUGCAGUCACUUGGGGAUAAUUUUGCGUGCAAGGAGCUGCUUUGGAUCGAUGUUUGUGGACUACGGACUGAUCCCCGUAAAGCAGCACUACUGCUGCAUCCUGGACUUGCUUGCGAGAGCAACGUAUUUGCAAGACGCACUGGAGCUCAUCGACAGCAUGCCAUUUGAGAUUGGCCCCCUUGAGUGGGUUUGUUUCCUUGGUGCUUGCAGAACAUAUGGAAACCUUUGCCAUGGUACAUGGGCCGCAAGUAAUCUCCUUCGCAUGGAUUCUGGAAAUGCGGCUGCUUAUGUCUUGCUUGCAAACAUACAUCAUAAGCAACAUGACUUGUAA
Selaginella moellendorffii is the source of this 1605-nucleotide messenger RNA. RefSeq names its product pentatricopeptide repeat-containing protein At4g02750-like. The transcript has a single exon. The record is from RefSeq and is a predicted model, not a curated record. Gene Ontology annotation, molecular function: protein binding. Lineage: Eukaryota; Viridiplantae; Streptophyta; Lycopodiopsida; Selaginellales; Selaginellaceae. Bases 1 to 1605 code for a protein of 534 amino acids.